Messenger RNA from Cicer arietinum (chickpea), 1324 nucleotides. RefSeq names its product RHOMBOID-like protein 3. NCBI's taxonomy places the organism in Eukaryota, Viridiplantae, Streptophyta, Magnoliopsida, Fabales, Fabaceae. The record is from RefSeq and is a predicted model, not a curated record. Gene Ontology annotation, cellular component: membrane. Gene Ontology annotation, biological process: proteolysis. Gene Ontology annotation, molecular function: serine-type endopeptidase activity.
UUAUUAUUUAUCAUCUUUAAAUAUUUAUAUCAUGUAUUAACAAACCAUUUUACUGCUCUCACUCCUUUAAAAACCAUUUCACCAACUCCACCUCCUCCUUCUCUAUAAGUCACCGUUUCACAACAAAGUUUGAUACUUUGAUAUUGGGUUUGUUUGGGAGAGAGAAAUUAUCAUCAACGAUGUUUAGGAGAGAUCCUGAAAGUUGUAGUGUGGGGACACGAAACAUAACAGGGGAUAAAGAGAACAUUCAAAGGAAUUCAUGGCUUGUACCUUCUUUUCUGUUAGUUAAUCUUUUUGUUUUCAUUGUUGCAAUGGGAAUCAAUAAUUGUCCUAAGAACAAUCUUGGUUUCCAAGGUGACUGUGUUGCUACGUUCCUUCGAAGGUUCUCUUUCCAGCCUUUUCGGGAGAAUCCAUUGCUUGGUCCUUCUUCCUCAACAUUAACUAAGAUGGGAGCUCUUAAAUGGGAUAAUAUUGUGCACAAGCAUGAGGGAUGGAGACUUGUCACUAGCAUUUGGUUACAUGCUGGAAUAAUUCAUUUUCUAUUCAAUAUGUGUAGCUUAGUCUUCAUCGGCAUUCGCCUCGAACAACAAUUCGGAUUUCUGAGGAUUGGAAUGAUAUAUCUAUUGUCUGGAUUUGGUGGGAGUGUACUAUCUUCUCUUUUUCUUAGAAAUAGUGUCUCUGUUGGUGCUUCUGGUGCUCUUUUUGGACUCUAUGGAGGAAUGUUGUCAGAACUUGUUACAAACUGGACUAUUUAUUCAAAUAAAGCAGUGGCUUUGCUCACCCUUCUGUCUUUCAUUAUCUUCAACCUUGCGAUUAGCAUUUUUCCGCACGUCGAUAACUUUGUUCACAUUGGAGGAUUUGUGGUAGGAUUUCUCCUUGGUUUCAUUUUGCUGCGUCGUCCGCAGGAUGUUUGGAUAGAGCAACAAUGUCUUCCUUGCGGUAUUCACCUCGGGUCAAAAUACAAUGUUUACCAACAUGUUCUAUUUGUCUUUUUGAUUCUCUUGAUUGUUGGGCUAUCGAUUGCAUUGGUGAUGCUAUUCAAGGGUGAGAAUGGAUAUGAUCACUGCCAUUGGUGUCAUUACCUAACAUGUGUGCCAACUUCCAUAUGGAGUUGCAAUGAUAGUGACUCUUAAACGUAGAGGGCUUAUAGUUUUCAUUAGGAAUUUAUUUUCUUCUAUGUUAUGUGUAUAGCCAUAACUCUUAGAAACCGAGAAUUUAUUUUACGUCUACUUUCGUUUUCGUUUGUUUUUCAAUUGGGUUGUCUUUGUGGAUUUAUAUCUACUUAAUUAUAAAAAAUAUAUACACAUGGUAUAUAGCAUAUAUU